AUGCUCCAAAUCGAGGAUGUCUUUCUGGCCAUGGCCACGGCCUUCCGAGAUGGCCAGGACAGCCCGCCCGUUUGGAAGGCCUGCCGCUCGGCCACACACACCGCGGGUCCCGUCCUGGAACGCCUUGCGGCCCUUCGUCCCCUAGGGUCUGCGCUGGUCGAUAACUACAUGUUCAUCCGCCGUCAGCUACAGGGGCCACCCACAUCAAUGGGGGAUGCGGCAUCCCUAGACGAACGGACACUCCUCGCGCAGGAUGUGGACGCCCUGCUGGAGUGCAUCCAGCAGAAUGUCGGGCCCUUGCCGGCCGCCAAGGAGCCCUCGGCAGGCACGCGUACAGGCAAACUGCCGAUGGACAUCCGGUUAGCGGCAUCCUUGCCAGGCGUCGCCGGCGCCGUGUCCAUCAACUUGCAGCCGCUCACAUCCGGGGCCUUCGACCUGUCGCUCACCGAUGAGGAGGAUGUAUUCGACAAUUUCGAAGACGACAUCCAGCUGGAUCAGUACUUGCUGAUGACCGGCGGGUCCGGCCAUGGUGGUCAGGACGACAUCCAGCUGGAUCAGUACUUGCUGAUGACCGGCGGGUCCGGCCAUGGUGGUCAGGGUGGGAGCGGGCAUCAUGCUGUUGGGGGAUUUCGCCCGCUGGCCCGAUGCCUGGCCUGGUCUCGCGCUCAAUUCUACCUGUGCAUCGGGAGAACGUGCUCGGUGCCCGGGUGCGAUCAGUCGUGCCUGGCCACCCGCCGACACCACCGCUGGGAGCAGGCCGACGGCAAUGUCCAACGCAUCCGCGUCCUCAAGCGCAUUGGCAUGAUCAUGUCGUGCCUGGCCACCCGCCGACACCACCGCUGGGAGCAGGCCGACGGCAAUGUCCAACGCAUCCGCGUCCUCAAGCGCAUUGGCAUGAUCAUGGUUUGCGUGGCAGCAGUCAGCAUCUUCACCAUUGCCCUGAUCCUCCUCUUUCAGAAGUAA
Molecule: messenger RNA, 963 nt
Organism: Fonticula alba
Lineage: Eukaryota; Rotosphaerida; Fonticulaceae
Exons: 4
Coding region: 1-963 (320 amino acids)
Source: RefSeq, a predicted model, not a curated record